Messenger RNA from Tachysurus vachellii, 5798 nucleotides. RefSeq names its product ATPase phospholipid transporting 9B (gene atp9b). The record is from RefSeq and is a predicted model, not a curated record. Lineage: Eukaryota; Metazoa; Chordata; Actinopteri; Siluriformes; Bagridae. The transcript has 29 exons. Gene Ontology annotation, cellular component: plasma membrane; trans-Golgi network; endosome. Bases 57 to 3434 code for a protein of 1125 amino acids. Gene Ontology annotation, biological process: endocytosis; retrograde vesicle-mediated transport, Golgi to endoplasmic reticulum; phospholipid translocation. Gene Ontology annotation, molecular function: ATP binding; ATPase-coupled intramembrane lipid carrier activity; ATP hydrolysis activity.
ACGGACGCAGGAGUGGCGGUUGGAAGUGACGUCAUUUUGUACACAUUUCAGCCAAGAUGGCUGACAGCAUCCCACUGAAUCCUAUGCGAAACAAUUUCAAGAAGCACCUUUAUUACAAUGCUGGCACACCUCUCAGGUAUCAGAUCGAAGACGAGGCAUCAAAUCUCGACGAGAUGCCACUGAUGAUGUCCGAGGAGGCUUUUGAGAGUGACGAAAGCGAUUACCACACGCUUCCCAGAGCCAGGCUCAGACAGAGGCACCACGGCUUGGGCUGGUUCCUCUGUGGAGGCUGGAAGGUGUUGUGUGGAAGAUGCUGCGAGUAUCUGGCUCAUGUGUGCCGGAGGAAGAAGGAGCUGAAGGCUCGAACCGUCUGGCUGGGCCAUCCUGAAAAAUGUGAGGAGAAGUACCCAAAAAACGCCAUCAAAAACCAGAAAUACAACAUCCUGACCUUCGUGCCGGGGGUUUUAUACCAGCAGUUCAAGUUUUUCCUCAACUUGUAUUUCUUGGUGGUGGCCUGCUCCCAGUUUGUGCCGUCCCUGAAAAUCGGUUAUCUCUACACCUACUGGGCGCCGCUGGCUUUUGUGUUGGCCGUCACCAUGGUGAGAGAGGCCGUGGACGAGGUCCGCCGCUACAGGAGGGACAAAGAGAUGAAUUCUCAGAUGUACAGCAAGCUCACAGUCCGAGGCAAAGUCCAAGUGAAGAGCUCAGACAUACAAGUUGGAGACCUCAUCAUCAUCGAGAAGAAUCAGAGAGUUCCAGCUGAUAUGCUCUUUCUAAGAACUACAGAAAAGUCUGGAGCAUGCUUUAUCAGGACAGACCAGCUCGAUGGAGAAACUGACUGGAAACUGAAGGUCGCUGUGGCCUGCACUCAGAGGCUACCUGCGCUGGGGGAUUUGUUCUCCAUCACUGCAUAUGUGUAUGCGCAGAAGCCUCAGCUGGACAUACACAGUUUUGAAGGAAAUUUUACUAGGGAGGACUGUGACCCUCCCAUCCAUGAGAGCCUGAGCAUUGAGAACACGCUUUGGGCAAGCACUGUGGUCGCAUCAGGUACUGUGAUAGGUGUUGUCGUUUACACUGGAAAGGAGAUGAGGAGUGUAUUGAACACAUCUCAGUCUAAGAACAAGGUGGGACUGUUGGACCUGGAGUUAAAUCGUCUGACUAAGGCCUUGUUCCUGGCCCAGGUGGUCCUGUCAAUCGUCAUGGUGGCUCUGCAGGGUUUCAUCGGGCCCUGGUUCCGUAACCUGUUCCGCUUCGUAGUGCUCUUCUCCUACAUCAUCCCCAUCAGUCUGAGGGUGAAUCUGGACAUGGGGAAGUCAGCAUAUGGCUGGAUAAUCAUGAAGGACGAGAAUAUCCCUGGCACUGUAGUGAGAACCAGCACCAUCCCCGAAGAGCUUGGCCGCAUCGUCUACCUUCUCACUGACAAAACAGGCACCCUCACCCAGAAUGAGAUGGUGUUUAAACGACUCCAUCUGGGCACCGUGUCAUACGGAAUAGACACCAUGGACGAGAUCCAGAGCCAUAUUAUACAGUCAUACGCUCAGGUGAGCUCAGCUGUGUCUAAUGGCAACAGUGCUAGCUCUACACCGUCCCAUAAGGCACCUCCAUCCGGGCCCAAGGUCCGCAAGAGCGUGAGCAGCCGCAUUAAUGAGGCUGUGAAGGCCAUCGCCCUGUGCCACAAUGUCACACCCGUCUAUGAAUCCCGUACUAACGGUGCCAGCGCUGAGCCUGAGGGUACAGAGGCUGACCAGGACUUCAGCGAUGCCAACCGAACAUAUCAGGCCUCUAGCCCAGAUGAGGUGGCCCUGGUGCGAUGGACAGAGAGUGUGGGUCUGACCCUGGUGAACAGAGACCUGAGCUCACUACAACUGAAGACUCCAGCAGGCCAGAUCCUGACCUUCUGCAUCCUGCAGGUCUUCCCCUUUACCUCAGAGAGCAAGCGUAUGGGCAUCAUCGUCCGGGAGGAGGCCACUGGAGAGAUCACGUUUUACAUGAAGGGAGCAGAUGUUGCCAUGGCCAGUAUUGUACAGUACAAUGACUGGCUUGAGGAAGAGUGCGGAAACAUGGCCAGAGAGGGACUUCGGACAUUGGUGGUUGCUAAGAAGUCUCUGUCCGAGGAGCAGUACCAGGACUUUGAGAGUCGUUAUAACCAGGCGAAGCUGAGCCUGCAUGACCGAGCUCUGAAGGUUGCCGCGGUGGUUGAAAGUUUGGAGAGGGAGAUGGAGCUGCUGUGUGUGACCGGUGUAGAGGAUCAGCUACAGGCCGACGUCAGACCUACGCUGGAGCUUCUGCGUAAUGCUGGCAUCAAGAUCUGGAUGUUGACCGGAGACAAGCUAGAGACCGCUACAUGCAUAGCCAAGAGUUCUCAUCUGGUGUCCAGAAAUCAAGAUAUACACGUCUUCAGGCCGGUGUCUAACCGAGGCGAGGCCCACCUGGAGCUGAACGCUUUCAGGAGGAAACACGACUGUGCUCUUGUGAUCUCAGGAGACUCUCUGGAGGUUUGUCUGCGUUACUAUGAGCACGAGUUUGUGGAGCUGGCGUGUCAGUGCCCGGCUGUGGUGUGUUGCCGCUGUUCUCCCACACAAAAGGCCCAGAUUGUUAGACUGCUGCAGCAACACACAGCCAACAGAACCUGCGCUAUUGGUGAUGGAGGAAACGAUGUCAGUAUGAUCCAAGCCGCAGACUGUGGCAUCGGCAUUGAAGGAAAGGAGGGGAAGCAGGCAUCUCUGGCUGCAGAUUUCUCCAUAACACAGUUUAAACACAUUGGAAGGCUGCUGGUGGUGCACGGACGGAACAGCUACAAGCGCUCCGCUGCCCUCGGCCAGUUCGUCAUGCACCGCGGCAUGAUCAUCUCAACCAUGCAGGCCGUGUUUUCCUCUAUUUUCUACUUUGCGUCUGUUCCUCUGUACCAGGGCUUUCUCAUGGUCGGCUAUGCUACAAUCUACACGAUGUUCCCCGUGUUCUCUCUGGUGCUGGAUCAGGAUGUAAAGCCAGAGAUGGCAAUGCUUUACCCUGAGCUUUAUAAAGACCUUACCAAGGGACGCUCCUUGUCAUUUAAAACCUUUCUUAUCUGGGUCUUGAUAAGUGUGUAUCAAGGGGGCAUCCUGAUGUAUGGCGCGCUAGUGCUUUUCGAUCAGGAGUUUGUGCAUGUCGUGGCCAUCUCAUUCACGGCUCUGAUUCUUACCGAGCUUCUGAUGGUUGCACUGACUGUACGGACCUGGCACUGGCUCAUGGUCGUGGCAGAGUUCUUCAGCCUCGGGUGCUACCUCGCCUCGCUCGCCUUUCUGAAUGAGUACUUUGAUCUGUCAUUCAUCACGACGGAGACAUUCUUAUGGAAAGUGUGUGUGAUCACACUGGUCAGCUGCCUGCCUCUGUACAUCAUCAAGUACCUGAAGCGCAAGUUUUCGCCACCCAGUUACUCGAAGCUGUCCUCCUGAGCUGAGCAACUCUUCCACAGGCACAGCAUCAAAGCACACACACGUACAUAGCAGCUUUAUAGACACUAUAGCAGGCAUAGUGACUGUAGCUGUCAGGUUUGGAGACCUCUUAGAGCUUUAUGAAGCUGGUAUGUCUGGUUAUGUGUCUAAUUAAUGAGGUAUGCCUCUUGCUGUAGAGAAUUACUCUGUCCAGCUUCUCAUUUUUCGCUGCGUUAUCAAUGGACAGCGUGUGCACUCGGCACAACAGGAGACGUGCUGGGAAUACUUGGGAAAAAAAAAAAAGCAAAGCACAAAAAGAGACCAAGAACGAACUCCUCUGAUAGAAUUGGUAAGAUUAUUUGUAGAAGAAAAGAUGGACCUUUGUUAGGCGCUUCCUUUAUUUGAGUGCACUUCAAUCUAACCUGUGAUUGUUUACUUUCUGGGGCUGUUCUGAGAUUUUAUAUAUAUAUAUAUAUAUAUAUAUAUAUAUAUAUAUAUAUAUAUAUAUAUAUAUAUAUAUACAGUGUUUUAUAGAUGUGUACAGCAGGCUGGAUUGUACGAAUGAACUAAGGGGUUGUUUAUGAAUGGGGAAAACAGCAAUGAUGUUACUAUCUGUGAGAAUUUUCUCUAUCUUUGAUUGUCUUUUUUUGAGAUUUCUAUCCAUGCUGAUUUCAUGAAGUUGUCUUAUUUAUUAUAGAUACAUUGGACCAUUUUAGGUGUUAGGGUUUUUCCUCCCUGUGUGUUGCACAAAUGACUAUCGGCAUCUUUGAAUGGAUAAAUUUCCUUUCCACUCAUCUGUAAUUGGGACACAAUGGAGAAAACAUUAAGAUGUGCUGUUUUUAUACAUCUGUAAACAAGAGCAUCCGGAAGGUUUAGGUAAAUGCAAGACUAUCACCAUUUGUGAACUUCAUUCAGUUGACACACUGACACUUGAGUAAUGAGUAUUUAUUUUAAUCCUCAGCCUCACCAGUGCAACUCUUAACACAGAACGGUUAUCAGUAACCUUAGUGAUGAGUGUUGUAUUUGGUUUUGUUUAUGGUGAUGCGCACCUUCAUCACCAGCCAUUCCGUCACAUCGUAUAUGUGUCGGCCUGGGAAAAGCCUUCACAUGCUCACAUUUGGUGUGUAGUUAUCCCAAAAAGUGAAAAGAGAGAAACUGCAUUUUGUUUAAAUUCUACUAAAAUAUACUCCAUGCUUGAAAGACCUCUACAUUUAUUUCUAGUUGCCAAAUGUAAAAGAAUUACGCGUUUACAUUGAAAAAGACACGUUCAUUAAUCAGUUUCGUCACAUGUGAACAAAAUCAUGCAAAACAUCUUUAUUUAAACAUCUUAAUCAUCUUUUCACUGCAUUGACCAAUCUUUAUACUAUGAUGAAAUGUCGCUGAUUCAUUAAUGUAGUUUAUAUGAGCUCUAAGUGCUUUUAUCUCUGUUGAUGAUUCAAUGUGAACACUACAGAGAUAUUUUGACAACCGGUAACUGAUUACAUAUUAAAUUAGGCAGGAGUGGGUUGAUGUUGAUAUCGCUAUGACACAUAGCCAUGCAACUAUGUGAUCUAAUCAUAAAAUAAAGCACAUUAGCAAGGUUUGAGCAUCUUUAGGCAGACUGACAGUAUUUGUUAAACUGACUCCUUUGUCAAAACCCAGUUCUUUAUCUUUCAGCCACAGAAACAUCCGAGUGGUUUUCCCAAUCCGUCACUCAUGCAGUCAUCAUCGGGGUAAACAGGUGUCCGUUUCAUUGGCAGCACAAUCACAAUAAACACGAUUAAACCUGUGAGUGCUCGUCUAACAAACACUGGACUCAACGUUUCUCUAUUAAACUGUACUGAUUGAAUAUUGAAACGAAGACGAUGCCCUGUUUUCAAACCAGCGUAUUUCAAGGAAUGAGUUUUAUCAUUCUUUUUUCUGUUACAAAAGAGAGACAAAGUAUUGUAAUUGCAUUGUACAUCCUAAAUGGAAAAAAAAAUCUUUAUUUUCUAUGCAGUCUUCUUUGGUUUAGUGAUGGAUUUGGUAUGUAUUUGAGCUAUGCUGUGUUCUGAUUGAUCAUUGAAACUCUCUGUCUUCAUGUGAGGAAUGAAGUAUUGCUGCUUUAAUUUUUUCCACAAUGUGUAUAGAAGUAUUUGGCUUUUUUCAGACUCUUUUUUUUUUUUUUUUAUACUGAUUGUUUGAGGAGUAAAUUAACCAGCGAAAGUGUUACUGUACUGCUACUACUACUAAUAAUAUUAAUCAUCAUCAUCAUCAUCAGCACCUUUGCUUUUGAUAAGCUCAAACUUGUCUUCAGUGUCAAAACCACUUUUUUAAAAGGAAAAUCAGAUUGUAAUUGUUUGUGUUAUUGAAAUGAUUUAUAAUUGAAUAAUCAACAUUAAAGAGCACCAAGUUUGAUUAAUUAAA